Molecule: messenger RNA, 1824 nt
Organism: Pipistrellus nathusii (Nathusius's pipistrelle)
Lineage: Eukaryota; Metazoa; Chordata; Mammalia; Chiroptera; Vespertilionidae
Source: the annotation of a GenBank genome assembly
AUGGAUAAUUCAUAUGAUUUCAGUCAACGAAGCUCAUGUAAUGGAAUUCCAUCUGAGAAGACAAACAACUUACUUGUGUCAGAAGAUCAUGGACAGAAAAUCUUGAGUGUACUACAGAAUUUUAGAGAACAAAAUAUCUUUUAUGAUUUCAAAAUAAUCAUGAAAGAUGAAAUAAUCCCAUGUCAUCGUUGUGUGUUAGCAGCAUGCAGUGACUUUUUCAGGGCUAUGUUCGAAGUGAACAUGAAAGAAAGAGACGGUGGGAGUGUUACCAUCACCAAUUUGUCCUCGGAAGCGGUGAAAGCCUUCCUUGAUUACGCCUACACCGGAAAAGCACAGAUCACAGGGGAGAACGUGGAAAUGUUCUUCCAGGUGUCAGCGUUUCUGCAAGUCCCCUUCCUGUCCAAAGCCUGCAGUGACUUCUUAAUAAAGAGCAUUAACAUUGUCAAUUGUCUGCAGUUAUUAUCUAUCUCAGAUAGCUACGGCUCACCCCGUUUGUUUGAUCACGCUUUAUACUUUGUACAGCAUCACUUUUCCUUGUUAUUUAAAUCCAGUGAUUUCUUAGAGUUGAGUUUUGGAGUCGUGCAGAAAUGUCUGGAAUCGGAUGAAUUAGAUGUCCCUGAAGAAGAGACCGUCCUGAAAGCUGUCCUCAAUUGGACCAAAUAUAACCUAGAAGCGAGGCAAAAGCACCUGCCUUAUUUGAUUAAACAAGUCAGAUUGCAUCAGUUACCCGAGGAGACACUUCAGGACUGUCUGCUCAGCGAGGAGUGUCUACUCAAAAGCACCGACUGCUUUGACAUCGUCCUGGAUGCGGUGAAGAGCGUGCAGGGUUCCGGCGGCCUUUUCCCGGAUGCGCGGCCGUCCACCACGGAGAAGUACAUAUUUGUUCACAAAACCGAGGAAAACGGCGAGAAUCAGCACACGUUCUGCUACAACAUUCAAAGCGACUCGUGGAAAAUACUGCCGCCAUCCCACCUGGUUGACUUGCCGGGAUCCAGCCUGGCAAGCUACGGGGAGAAGAUAUUCCUGACGGGUGGCUGCAAGGGGCCGUGCUGCCGGGCGGUGCGGCUCCACAUCGCACAGCCCUACCACGACGCCACCGACCAGACCUGGUGCUACUGUCCCGCCAACAACGACUCCUUCCCGGUGUCCGCCAUGAAGACGCCCCGGACCAUGCACACCUCGGUGCUGGCUCUCAGCAGGCUGUUCGUUCUGGGCGGGAAGACCAGGGGAUCUCGGGACAGCAGAAGCCUCUUGGAUGUGGAGUCUUACAACCCGCUUUCCAAAGAGUGGGCGUCCGUCAGCCCGCUGCCCCGGGGCAUCUACUACCCGGAGGCCAGCGCCUGCCACAGUGUCAUCUACGUCCUUGGGUCCGAGGUGGAGAUCACAGACGCCUUCAACCCGUCCCUCGAUUGCUUCUUCAGAUACAACGCGGCGACCGACCAGUGGUCGGAACUGGUGGCGGAGUUCGGGCAGUUUUUCCACGCCACCCUCAUCAAAGCCGUCCCGGUGAACCGCACGCUGUACAUAUGCGACCUUUCCACCUACAAGGUGUACAGCUUCUGCCCGGAUACCUGCGUCUGGAAGGGGGAAGGGUCCUUCGAGUGCGCGGGCUUCAACGCCGGUGCGGUGGGGAUCGGAGAUAAGAUUUACAUCCUGGGCGGGGACUACGCCCCCGAUGAGAUCACCGAUGAGGUGCAGGUCUACCACAGCAGCAGGUCCGAGUGGGAGGAGGUGGCGCCCAUGCCCAGGGCCCUAACGGAGUUUUACUGCCAGGCGAUCCAGUUCAACAAGUACCGGGACCCCUGGCUUCCCAACCGUUUCUGA